AUGAAGGGCUUCAGACUCAGUAGGACCAAGACUGAGUAUCUGAGGUGCGAUUUCAACGAUGCCAUGUCUGAUGUUGGGGAUGUUUUGCUAGAUGGGCAGCUCGUCCCUAGGAAGGACUCCUUCCGAUAUAUUGAAUCGAUAAUCCAAAGAGAUGGUGAUAUCGGCGGGGGCAUUCGACAUAGAACCCAGGAAAGGUGGGAGAAAUGGAGAAUGGCGACGGGCAUCUUGUGUGACCGAAAAGUCCCAGCAAAUCUAAAUGGAAAGUUCUACAAGAAUGUGACCCGACCUGUGAUGUUGUAUGGAGUGGAAUGCUGGGAAACUAAAACCCAGCACAUCAGAGAAUUGCAUGUAACAGAGAUGCGGAUGCUGAGGAUUGUGUGA
Molecule: messenger RNA, 381 nt
Organism: Papaver somniferum (opium poppy)
Lineage: Eukaryota; Viridiplantae; Streptophyta; Magnoliopsida; Ranunculales; Papaveraceae
Exons: 2
Coding region: 1-381 (126 amino acids)
Source: RefSeq, a predicted model, not a curated record